This is a messenger RNA of Hemicordylus capensis (graceful crag lizard), 437 nucleotides long. RefSeq names its product cytochrome c oxidase copper chaperone. Gene Ontology annotation, molecular function: copper chaperone activity; copper ion binding. NCBI's taxonomy places the organism in Eukaryota, Metazoa, Chordata, Lepidosauria, Squamata, Cordylidae. Gene Ontology annotation, biological process: mitochondrial respiratory chain complex IV assembly. The transcript has 3 exons. Gene Ontology annotation, cellular component: mitochondrial intermembrane space. The record is from RefSeq and is a predicted model, not a curated record. The coding region runs from base 66 to 278 and encodes 70 amino acids.
CUACAACAAUCAGUUUCCCUUUCCUUGCGAGUGCGCUGCGUUGCCUUCGUGUGUAUGCGGAAGCGAUGUCGAGCAUGGCCUCCUGCGACGCUCCGGCCCUCCAGGUGGUUGUCCCUGAGGCCGAGCAGAAGCCGCCGCCUUCUCUGAAACCCUGCUGCGCCUGCCCGGAGACCAAACGGGCGCGGGACGCCUGCAUUAUCGAAAAAGGCGAGGAACACUGUGGCCCUCUAAUUGAGGCUCACAAGGAAUGCAUGAGAGCCCUGGGUUUUAAGAUAUGAACAAGCUGAACCAUGGAACUGAAUUUGUGGUGAUUUGCUGUUGAAUGACUGGUAUGGGGACUCUGUUACCAUGGCUGCCUGAAUAGUUUUCUAAUGCUGCUAUGAGAAGAUAAAUCUAUUAAAAAUAUAUAUUUAUGAUGGAUUUCUAAACCACAACAA